UGGAAACCCGCCAGGACUCAACCAGAUCUAACUUACCAACCCCCUACAAGAUUCUGCAAUGCCCCCUCGGAAACGUACACAAUUUACUCAGGAGAGUAUCGACCAGCAGCUUCAGCAAAUACAUCUCCUAGAUCAGUCCUCUUCUUCAGAAAACCUCGAGCAGUUGGGUCCCAUCAUCAAGCAAAUUCAUGCCAACAAACAACAGGAAGCCUAUCUCCGAACAAUUCAGGACCUCAUGCAGUCCAAAGAUGCGGAAAUUGAGAAAAUAUGUGGCGAGAAUUAUCAAGAAUUCAUUGCUUCGGUCUCAACUCUUUUUACGGUCAAGUCUUAUACGGAGAGAAUGAAGGAAAAUAUUGCUACCUUGGAUUCCAGCGUGUCGCAGUUAGGUAGAGGUCUCGUUGAAAAGAAACGCAACCUUUUGCAGUCCAGGAAGACCGCUUCCAAUCUCGAUGAAGCUAUCGAUACACUACAGGCUUGUCUGCGUGUCCUGGACGUGGUUCAUCGGGUGGGAGAGAUGAUCCAAGAGGGAAAAUACUGGAGUGCUCUUAGGUCCCUAGAUGAUGUUCAAAACCUUCCCCAGACAUCCUUGUCGCAAACACCUUUUUAUCAACACUUACUUUCCUCCUUGCCCUCUUUGCGUACUCAAGUUAAAAAUGCAGUGACGGCGUCGAUGAAGCAGUGGUUGCUUGAGAUACGGAAUAAUAGUGGCGAAGUGGGGAAGCUCGCUCUGGAAGCGAUGGAAAUUCGAACCCGUCGCUGGAGGACGCGAAGAGAAAAGGAUCCGUUACUACGCAUGAGCCGAGUUGGAAGUGCUGUAGAGCUUGUCACUUAUGAAAGGACGGAGUUCAACAUUUUCGACAACGAGCAGCUCAAGGUCGAUUUCAAGCCGCUGUACCAGUGCAUUCACAUAUACACCGCACUAGAAUCCCUUGGAGAGCUACAGAAAUCGUACCAAGCUGACAGAAAGGCUCAAUCCGACCUCAUUCUCCCUGCACCCCUUCCGCUAGGGUCUCUCCCGUCAAUAACAGAGCAGAUCUCCGGUUUCUUCAUUGUUGAAACUCAUGUGCUCGAAACAACCGGCACGUUUAGGUCUGAACGUGAGGUCGAAGAGUUAUGGGAGGGGGUUGUUGCUCGGCUCACUAGCUCUAUCGGGAGUGCACUCGCAAAUGAGACCGCCCCGGACUCCUUCUUGCGAGUGAAGGAGUGCCUUAUUGGUUUCAUAAUGUCACUGGAGUCCCCUCUCUAUUCCACAACUACCCUUCAUUCUUUCAUAAUCGUACUCUUCGAAAAGUACACUCAACUGCUUGAGUCACAGUUCAGUCGUCGAUUCGAUGGCAUCAUACAGCAGGAUGAUUACUUGCCGAUGCUAGUACAAUCCGAACAGGAGAUCAACACCGUUCUGGACGUUGUGUUCCUUAGUCGAAAUAAAAAACAAGAGCUACAGCAAGCUGCGUUACCCCAAAACUUACCGUGGUCUCAAACAUUCUAUCUGUGUUGUGAGGAUGUUCGGGGGUUCAUACAGAAAUUUUAUGCCUUCGUCGAGGGAGUUUCUCAACACCAUCGUAAUAUUGAUGAGCUAUUGAGCAAGUCUCUAGACCGCCUUCUGAUCAAUCACAUCAGCGGAGCCAUCAACCAGCGUCUAGGCGCAAUCCCCAAUCUAUCUCAAAUUGCACAACUCGUGACGAACGUUGAAUACUUCCAGACAACCUGCACUGAGCUCGAGCGGUCGCUGACGAACCUCCGAACGGCGCAGAGAGGCGGAACUAUUCGACUCAAUGCAUGUUCGUCUUUUGAAACCAUUCUCAGUCGAGCUCUCUCCCGGAUAAAUUCUUUGAUUCAGUCGAAGCUGAACGAUUUCUUUGAGCCUUCAGAAUACGACUGGACACCGUCCAGCCGUGACCAUGCGCCCAGCAUGUAUCUUAUCGAGCUCGUCAACUGGCUCACGACUGUGGUGGAUAGUCUGGACGUCAAGGAAACUUACAAGGACGAAAUUUAUAAAGGCUCUGUAUCUUAUAUCGCAGAGUGUUUGAUGGAUUUCCUCGUCGGGAAAAAUAUACCUAUGCUGAACGAAAAUGCGAUAUCCAACGUAUUGGUGGACGUCGAUUUCAUUGAGGAUCAACUUCGUACCGUCGGAAUGUCGCAUUUAUCGACGGUGUUCAUUGAGCUUCGUAUGACUACUUCCAUCGUGUUGAACAAUACAGUUCAAGAGUAUUUAGUACCCGCAAACCGUCACACGUCAUACGUUACAGUCAAAUACAAAUGGCUUGCAGCACUCCUCGACAAGCUGGCCAAAUACGGAACAUCUCGCCGGGACGCUUCCAGUCGAGAGCUGGGAGAACGAAGACGGAAAGAGGCCGAUGCCGUUGGCAGCCUCAGAUUCUUGCCUGGAGAGGGCCGCUGA
Messenger RNA from Marasmius oreades (fairy-ring Marasmius), 2401 nucleotides. RefSeq lists its product as uncharacterized. The coding region runs from base 59 to 2401 and encodes 780 amino acids. Gene Ontology annotation, biological process: Golgi to plasma membrane transport; intracellular protein transport; exocytosis. The record is from RefSeq and is a predicted model, not a curated record. NCBI's taxonomy places the organism in Eukaryota, Fungi, Basidiomycota, Agaricomycetes, Agaricales, Marasmiaceae. Gene Ontology annotation, cellular component: membrane; exocyst. The transcript is spliced from 12 exons.